CGGAUACCAUAUUUUUUAUUUGUAACAGACUCCGCUCCUGACUGAUCAAGGUCAAUCUCAAGAAAUCCUUAUGAUACGUUCAGUCCUACUCUUGACAGCGAUGAGUAACCGAUUCGCAUACAACCCAAGCGGGGUAUCUAAUAUAUUUACAACAGUGUCAUCAGGAGAAAAGCUCACCACUUCCACUACCAUCCUUUUCGCAUAAUUGGUAAUCUGGUGCCUGUCCAAGUAAUACUCUGUUUUGUGGUGAGGAUGGUUCUCCGAGAGGUGUAUAUAAACCUCUCGAUAAAAUUCUUCAAAGUUUCCCUUUCUAACCAUCGACAUCAAUCUCAGUAUAAGAGCCUCCAUCAAGGAACGAGGGAAAAAUCCACAUCGAGACGAGAGUAUUAUACUAGAUUGCAUCGACAUCAACACCUUCAUUAUCACCACGCACACAUAUACCUUUCUCCCAAAUAAUCAGUGUGGAAGCAUAAAUCAUGCAGAAUAGCACUGUCACCGAAUUUCUUCAACGCAAUAAGUGAGUAAAACGUAACAUGGCUGCAGAAAGAGAAGUGGUUCUUAUAACUUCGCAGGGCUAUUGUAGCAGGCCACCAAGCACUACCAUUCUUCCCCGAGUUCAAAGAAGCUGGUGUUCCUCCUCACCCCACAUUUGUGGGUAGGUAUUCGUAAUGGAAAAUAUAAAUGACCUUCUCAACUAAAACUCACUAGUUGCUUGUUGCGAUCCACGUUGCGUCCCAGAGUACUUCCUAAACCUGAAGCUAACAGGUAUUCGUUGUUCAACCACUUAAUCCUUCUAUCUUACUGACCUCACCCCACAGAUGGAGUAGUAGUUUGCCGUAAUGUCGGUGGUCAUAUCGGUCCAGCAAUGAAGGACAUCCUUGCUCUUGAUGCAUAUGUCGGACUUGCAACUGUGAUGAUAAUCCAUCAUACUGGUGUGUCACUCGAUACCUCUCACAUAAAAACACCACUAACUUUAAUAUUCAGAUUGCGGAACCCUCCAUUUCACAGAUGCGAUAAUUCGAGAGAAACUGAUGGAACGACUUCCUCAGCAGCAAGAAAUUGAUACCAUGGAAUUUGGUAGUAUCAAAGAGUGCGUCAUUCCUUCUACUUUGAAAUCGCAGUUUACUGACAGUGAUAUUAGUAUCGGCCUUGAGCAAAGUGUUAUGGAAGAUCUCAAAAUGCUUCGUGAAAAUCCUCUUAUGAGAAAAGAUCUCGCUCAGGGGGCUACUGGUUAUAUUUUUGAUGUCAAAACGGGUGUGCUUUCACCUGUGGAAGGUUAAGCGACGCCAAUCAGCGUUACUACUCGAGUGGGGAAGACACGGCAAAAAUUAGGUUCCAUUCCUUUUCUGUAUCCGUAUGUAUGGUCUUUUCAUGUUUGUCACUCAAAUGUAUGGAAAAUGAAUCGGCUUAUCAAAUUGACAUUCACUGAUA
Messenger RNA from Hymenoscyphus albidus, 1431 nucleotides. The record is from the annotation of a GenBank genome assembly. Lineage: Eukaryota; Fungi; Ascomycota; Leotiomycetes; Helotiales; Helotiaceae.